AUGUCCAUCGGCUUGAUAUGUCUUAUAUGGACAAUACUCCGGAUUGCCGCGCCCUCCACGCCCUCGAUCAAAGCCUCAUGGCGGCACUACGACCUGCCUACCAUAUCCUUUCAGCCCACUGACACUGCACCGAUCGUGAACGCCUCACGAGUCGCGCUUCUGAUCGAGGACCGGGUCAGCGAGCUCGUGGCGCCAACUAUCACACACUUCAUGAGUGUCCUGCCACGAGACUGGAAGUUCGUCUUCCUCGGCAGCCCGGAGGCCGUAGACCACCUCGACACCUCGGCGGUGAUGCGCAGGAGUAUCCAGGCAGGUCAACUCGAGGCUAAGUUGAUUCCUAGCAACAUGACCGUGGCGGGCCGCGAGGAAAUCAGCCAGUUCCUGACCGAUCUAUGGGUGUACGAAGUGCUCCUUGCACCGGCGGAGUGGUUACUCCUCUACCAGACUGAUAGUAUCAUGUGCGGCAAAGCAGCCUCCAACCUCAACUCCUGGCUCCAUUUCGACUACGUCGGCGCCUCUUGGAACACCGAAUCCCGCUACGGCGGCAAUGGCGGCCUCUCGCUCCGCAAAGUCUCGUCCGUCAUCCGCAUCCUACGCUCCCAGAAACGGCUGCCGGGCUCGGAGUUCGAGGACAGCUGGGUCACCGAGCGCCUGGGCCACCUGGUCGGCGGACGCGUCGCCAACGGCACAGAGGAGCUGGGGUUCUCCGCCGACGGCGUCUGGAGCGACGAUGUCUUGCCCAUGGGCUACCACACGGGCUUUGGUGGGAGUGUGUUGAACGGAAAUGUGUAUGGCACCCCGGCGAAGAGGGAGAAAGUGUUUGGAUAUUGUCCGGACUUGAAGAUGGUGGUACCUAUGGAUGCCGAGGUGUUCUUUGGGGGCAGGUACUGCCGUACGGUCUGGAAGUAG
Molecule: messenger RNA, 909 nt
Organism: Cyphellophora europaea CBS 101466
Lineage: Eukaryota; Fungi; Ascomycota; Eurotiomycetes; Chaetothyriales; Cyphellophoraceae
Exons: 3
Coding region: 1-909 (302 amino acids)
Source: RefSeq, a predicted model, not a curated record